AUGGCAGACAUUGUGUACAAAAUUGUUGGCUCUUUCAAUCGUAAAAUAAUUCAUCAAAAAAGACCUGUUUUACUUUUAAUCGAUAACGCAGGCUGUCACCCAGAAGAUCUUAGGGAUAAGUUUAGCAAGGUGAAAGUUGUAUUUUUCCCACCCAAUAUAACUUCAAAGCUCAAACCAUUACGUCUUGGGAUCAUCAAAAAUUUCAAGUUCCACUAUCGGCGCUAUCUUCUUUCUUAUAUUCUUGCUUCCAUUGAAACAUGUGUUCCUUCUUCUGAAGUUGCUAAAACUAUCACCAUAUUAGAUGCUAUACGUUGGAUAUCAAAGCCAUUGAGAGAUGUCAAACCUGAAACUAUCAGCAAAUGUUUCGGAUGUGCUGGAGUGACACCCUCUGCUAUUGCUGUAGGAAGAUAUAGAUCUGAUUGA
Amphimedon queenslandica is the source of this 423-nucleotide messenger RNA. Its product is annotated as tigger transposable element-derived protein 1-like. NCBI's taxonomy places the organism in Eukaryota, Metazoa, Porifera, Demospongiae, Haplosclerida, Niphatidae. The transcript has a single exon. Gene Ontology annotation, molecular function: DNA binding. The coding region runs from base 1 to 423 and encodes 140 amino acids. Gene Ontology annotation, cellular component: nucleus. The record is from RefSeq and is a predicted model, not a curated record.